Molecule: messenger RNA, 1168 nt
Organism: Cannabis sativa
Lineage: Eukaryota; Viridiplantae; Streptophyta; Magnoliopsida; Rosales; Cannabaceae
Product: protein LEAD-SENSITIVE 1
Exons: 2
Coding region: 276-956 (226 amino acids)
Source: RefSeq, a predicted model, not a curated record
AAAGGCAAGCAAGAGUCGAGAGUUGACUAUUCCAACACCCUCCCAUGGACAGAGAAAAACGUUUUGCUUACCACGGUUUGUAAUUAAAGCUCAUAAAUGAUGAUGGGUCAUGUUUUUUUCUUUAAAAAAAAACAGAACUUAUGUUGAUUAAGUCAAAUCUCCAAAGAGAAACCAAUAUGUAUAUAUAUUUGUCCUCGUCUUCCCCUCUUCUCUCAAAUACUCUUUCCUCAUCAUCUGUUUCAUCUUAUUGAGAGGUAUAUAUCCUAGCUAUAAUAAUGGGGUUACUUUCAAACAGGAUUGAACGAAGCGAGCUCAAGAAAGGGGAUCACAUUUACUGCUACAGGAAAGCUCACACGUUCUCUCACCAUGGAAUAUACGUGGGAAAUGACCGAGUUAUCCAUUUCCGCAAAUCAAAGAAGAAACACAACCCCAUACGCACCGUUUUGGGGAGAAAUAAGUCGUGUGGAGAAUGCGGAUAUAACCGAAUUGAGGACAAAGGUAUAGUGAAGACCUGUGUGGACUGCUUUCUAAAGCACCACAGACUCUUUCGGUUUGAAUACAAAGUUGGGGUAACUGAGGCUAUGGUUAAAAGGUCGGGUACUUGCAGCGCCGCCUCUCCCGACUUGGCUGAGGUGGUGAUUCAACGCGCCAAUGAUGAGCUAAAGAAUAAUAAAGAGUUUGGAGGGUAUGACUUUGUGGAGAACAACUGCGAGUGCUUUGCUUUCUACUGCACUACUGGCAUUCCUAGGAGCACGCAAGCAAAUGCAUUCAAAGAUGCAAUUCAGAAUGUUCGUAAAACUUUCCCCACUGGGGAACAUCAUUCUCCCAAACCCAUUUUCGAGUCUCUUUUGAAAGGCUAUCUAGAUGAUAAGAUCCGCAGAUUCAACGAGGAGAGUCUUAUAAAUAAGAAAAAUGAUGAUGAUGAUGAUGAUGAUGGGUCAGACCAAGACGAAUGAUGAUUAGAGCAGAUGAUGGAUCAGACUAUAUACUAUUUACAUAAAUUAAUGUAUAUGUGAUUUUUAUUUUUGUUUUUGUGUGCUUGUUAUUGGGUUUCAGAUACAUAUAUAUAUGUAAAAUAAAGAACAGUUUGGGUUUUAUUUUCUAAGUAUGUAUGAAUGAGUCUUAUAAUUUCAAUUAAUAAAAGUUUUACUUGAUUUGGUAUCAAGUA